AUGGAUAUCGUUUACCACCCCGGCGUAAAUGGAUCCGAUCCCUGGGUCGAAUUCUAUCCCUAUACACCGUCUGCCACGGCCGGCUAUGCCUUCGUGGCGAUUUUCGGAAUCUCGACCAUAGUGCAUCUCGUGCUGAUGUUCCCCUUCCGUGCUGCAUACUUCAUACCCUUAGUACUGGGCGGAAUAUGUGAAGCAUUCGGUUACUACGGCAGAGCAUGGUCCCACGAGUCACGAACCGAGAUCAAGUCAUGGAUAUUGCAAGAAAUGCUCAUCAUGUGCGCGCCACCACUCAUCGCCGCUACAGUCUACAUGGUCCUCGGUCGCAUAAUCCGCUCCUUCGACGCCGAGCAUCUAUCGAGCAUGCGAGUCAAAUGGCUCACAUUUGUCUUUGUCAUGAACGACGUUCUCACUUUCUGCACACAAAUUGGCGGUGCCGGUGUCCAGGUUACCGGAGAUGCCAAUGUCAUGAAUAUUGGCAGGAAGGUUGUUCUCGCUGGCUUGAUCUUCUCUCUGCUCGUAUUUGCCUUGUUCCUUUACAUUACGGCGAAGUUCCAUCGACGACUUCAGCGAAUGCCUACACCUCUGAUCCAGCAGAACCCUAAUUUUCACUGGCAGCGGUAUAUGGUGGCAAUGUAUGUCGCCUGUUUUUCGAUGAUGAUUCGAAACUUAGUGCGGACUAUUCAGUUUGGUGCCGGUCAAACAGCCGAUGUCAAUACCAAGGAGGCUUAUAUCUAUGUCUUUGAUGCCUUUUUGAUGUUUUUGACUAUGCUUGUGCUGAUGGUUUAUCAUCCUGGUCGACUGAUUAAGAAGGCUCGUCGCCUGACCAAAAUGUUGGGAAAUUCGAUGCCAGCGCCAGAAUUUGUACAAUGGCCCAACACGUACGAUGCGCCAUCAGCAAUGCUCCCAAAGGAGUUCAAUGUCUUCGACUUCUUAGACUAUUCAAGCAUAGGAUUCGUCAUCCUCGACGGGCAGGUCUGCGAGGAACUCUUCAUCCCACUUUGGGUUCAGCUUGAGGAGCUCCUCGUGGACUUCUUCAAUGGUGCCGUUUAG
Molecule: messenger RNA, 1050 nt
Organism: Penicillium antarcticum
Lineage: Eukaryota; Fungi; Ascomycota; Eurotiomycetes; Eurotiales; Aspergillaceae
Product: RTA1 domain-containing protein
Exons: 4
Coding region: 1-1050 (349 amino acids)
Cellular component (GO): membrane
Source: RefSeq, a predicted model, not a curated record